CAGAAUCAAGCACCGGAACUCUCCGUUUUAUAAUAAAUAAAUAACUGUCUUGUGUGUCUGGAGAUGAAGUGUAUGUCUUCUCGUCUGGUCGUUAUGGAUGUGUUUCAGGGCUAUCUGUGGAAGAAGGGUCACCUGCGCAGGAACUGGACGGAGCGCUGGUUCUGUCUGAAGCCCGGCUCGCUCUCGUACUUCACCAGCGAGGACUGCAGGGACUGUAAGGGCGUCAUCGAGAUGGACCAGAACUGCUGCGUGGAGGUGCUGUCGGACCGAGACGGGAAGAGAUGCAUGUUCUGUGUGAAGACGCUUAAUAAAACCUUCGAGAUCAGCGCGCCCGACUCCAGACAGAGACAGGAGUGGAUCACGG
Sinocyclocheilus rhinocerous is the source of this 364-nucleotide messenger RNA. Its product is annotated as differentially expressed in FDCP 6 homolog. The transcript has 2 exons. Gene Ontology annotation, cellular component: nucleus; cytoplasm. Lineage: Eukaryota; Metazoa; Chordata; Actinopteri; Cypriniformes; Cyprinidae. The annotation marks the transcript as partial. The record is from RefSeq and is a predicted model, not a curated record.